Messenger RNA from Mastomys coucha (southern multimammate mouse), 412 nucleotides. Its product is annotated as stefin-3-like. The coding region runs from base 23 to 334 and encodes 103 amino acids. The record is from RefSeq and is a predicted model, not a curated record. Lineage: Eukaryota; Metazoa; Chordata; Mammalia; Rodentia; Muridae. Gene Ontology annotation, molecular function: cysteine-type endopeptidase inhibitor activity. The transcript has 3 exons. Gene Ontology annotation, cellular component: cytosol.
UCUCUCAGCACCCUGCCCAGCAAUGAAUCCAGACACACCAAUAAUUACAGGAGGCCUGUCGGAGGCCAGACCCGUCACACCAGAAAUCCAGGAGGUUGCUGACAAGGUCAGAGCACAGAUUGAAGAGGAAACCAAUGAGAAAUAUGACAAAUUCAAAGCCGUCGAGUAUAAAUCUCAAACCGUCGCUGGACAAAAUUUGUUCAUUAAGGUGGAUGUAGGGCGUGGUUGUUUCCUUCACAUAAAAGUCUUCAGAGGCUUUUCUGGGAAAGAGGACUUGGAACUUUUGGGUUACGAGACUAACAAAACCAAGAAUGAUGAGCUGACCUCCUUCUAAGCAGCAAAUUCUAAAGUGGCCUGAUACCUAUAAUUGUAAAGAGAUGCGGCUGUCAAUAAAGAAACAUUCUUCAAAUAA